Tarenaya hassleriana is the source of this 1578-nucleotide messenger RNA. Its product is annotated as 4-hydroxy-tetrahydrodipicolinate reductase 2, chloroplastic. Bases 126 to 1175 code for a protein of 349 amino acids. The transcript has 9 exons. Gene Ontology annotation, molecular function: NADPH binding; 4-hydroxy-tetrahydrodipicolinate reductase activity. The record is from RefSeq and is a predicted model, not a curated record. Gene Ontology annotation, cellular component: chloroplast stroma. Lineage: Eukaryota; Viridiplantae; Streptophyta; Magnoliopsida; Brassicales; Cleomaceae.
AAAUCCAACCGUUUCGCCAGCCGGCUAUUCCAGACAGAGCUUUAAGACCUUGUCGGUCGUAAGGGCAAACCUUUCGUCGCUCGGAGGAACUCGGACCAAGUAGAACCCUUGGAUCAGGAAAAAAAAUGGCGGCGAAUGGGCUAAUGGCGUCGUCCAGUGUGCUUCUUCAUGUACCAGGAAACCCACGUUUGUCGUUUUCUGCUAAAACAUAUCCAAUGGCAAGAAUCGGCAGUAAUGGCAGUGUCAGGUUUGUCGGCAACCGGACACGUUCUCUUCCGGUGGUUUUGUCCAUGUCCUCGACCGGUGCUGUUGAAGAGGCGAGCAAGCCCAUUUCUCCUGGAAGCGGUAUCUCCAUAAUGGUAAAUGGUUGCAGUGGUAAGAUGGGGAAGGCUGUCAUCAAAGCAGCAGAUUCUGCGGGAGUGAAUAUAGUUCCUACAUCAUUUGGAUCUGCUGAGGAAGCUGGCAAGAUCUUUAAUGUCUGUGGAAAGGAGAUUCUUGUGCAUGGUCCAAGCGAAAGAGAAAAGGUUCUUGCAUCCGUGUUUGAGAAGUAUCCAGACCUGAUUGUUGUUGAUUAUACCAUUCCAUCUGCUGUAAAUGAUAAUGCAGAGCUGUAUUCAAAAGUAGGAGUGCCGUUUGUAAUGGGAACAACUGGUGGAGACAGGGACAAAUUGUAUAAGACUGUCGAGGACUCGAAGAUUUACGCUGUCAUAUCCCCACAGAUGGGUAAACAGGUUGUUGCAUUUCUUGCGGCUAUGGAUAUCAUGGCAGAGCAGUUUCCUGGUGCCUUUUCUGGUUAUUCCCUGAAGGUGAUGGAGUCUCAUCAAUCAAGCAAAUUGGAUGCAUCUGGUACUGCAAAAGCUGUCAUUUCUUGCUUUCAGAAAUUGGGUGUGUCUUACGACAUGGAUCAGAUAGAAAUGAUACGCGAUCCUCAGCAGCAGAUAGAAAUGGUGGGUGUUCCAGAGGAGCAUCUUUCUGGCCACGCUUUUCAUCUGUAUCACUUGACAUCACCCGAUGAGACUGUGUCCUUUGAGUUCCAGCACAAUGUAUGUGGCAGAUCAAUUUACGCAGAGGGCACAGUUGAUGCGGUGCUCUUCCUCGCCAAGAAGAUCAAGUCGAAAGCAGAAAAGCGGAUCUAUAAUAUGAUCGAUGUCUUGAGAGAGGGAAACAUGCGCUGAACUCCAGUUUUUGUCCUGCCUGAGACAAUUCCCCACCAGAGACUCAGUGUUUUGUUCCAAAAUAUGAAGCUUAAAGAGCCGAGAGACCACAGCAUCGACUGCAACUUUUCACUGGGGAACACUCAUCACUGCCGGCAUGAAGACAGGCCUCUGAAUUCGGACAUGCAUUUUAAAAAAGCUUAAUGUAGGACGACCGGGCUUUGCUUUUAGUAGGAUGCAAGAGAUUUUUGGCCCAAAAAAAAAACAGAGAGAGAACUCUGUACUUGGGUUUGUACUCUCCUCCAUGAUGAUCUUUCCCCUUCCAUGUUAUUUUCUUGCCUUGAUGGUCGAUCCUCACUGAGAAAAGAAAUGCGUUUUGGACAAAGUAUAUCAAGGACUAGUGAGAUUUUGCUUCAUUAUCUUA